This is a messenger RNA of Blastocystis hominis, 1188 nucleotides long. RefSeq lists its product as hypothetical. Lineage: Eukaryota; Bigyra; Opalinata; Blastocystidae. The coding region runs from base 1 to 1188 and encodes 395 amino acids. The transcript has 6 exons. The record is from RefSeq and is a predicted model, not a curated record.
AUGUCUUUUAUUAUUCUUGUGUUGCUUUUACUCUAUCCUUUUUGUUCAGGAACGCAUUCUCUAUUUUGUCUGUUCUUCAGGGCAAGUGCAUUGUAUAAUGGUUCCCAAACGGUAGAGUACCAUGUUACAGCUGUAGAAAUACUAUUUUCGUUCAAAUUGCAGGAUUGCCAAACCAUUAUCGAUUCUCACAUUUCUGGUUAUUGUUUUUGCGGAGAAAACUGGCGGUCAUCCUUAUUAAAGAUUAAUCAUCCUCCUACGACCUGUUUCCAGGAAUGUCGGAAAUGUGUUGGCUGGAGAGCAACAGAAGGAUGCUCACCCUAUUCCAAACGGGAUGAAACGCAUGAUCUUCCCUGUGAAGCUGUGGUCCCAUCGUCAUUGCCGGGAUAUUGCUUGUGCGAAAACGGGAGACGCACAGCUUUUUCGGAUUGCCGUCACCCUCCUUUCACUUGUCAGAAGCUUUGUGCUUCCCUUCCUCGUUCGGAUUGUCCUCUCUUUGAUUCUUCUCUCCGCUCCAACUCUGCUAAGGGAUGUUCUGGGAGUGUCACACUGCAGAAUCGUAUGAAAGAAUCUGUGCAGGUGAUGUGGGUGUCGGAUGUUGGAACGGAGGCAUUGCUUAGCGAAAUCCAUCCGAUUGGAUCCUACACCAUCUCUGGAGUCUGCGUUCCCUUCAGUUUUCGCGUGUACGGCCGCAAUCAUAAGCUGCUGUUCCAGCGAUCUUUACAGUCAGCGGACUCGCUCCAUUUUCCAAUCACCGAUUGCUAUGAGGAGCCUCAGCCCUUGGCGCAGGCGCUUUCCUAUUCCCUCCGAUCGAAAGGAGCCUCCAUCGACUUCCGCUGGCCGCUGCGUUCUGAAGCGAAGCAAGCCCGCGACGAGCGUUUUACGAUGGGAAUCAGUGUGGAAUCGAUGUACCGAGAUCUCAACCAGACAUUCACGUGGUCGCGCGAUAUCGACUGUCCGUAUUGCAAGGCGGAGCUCAAUCGCAAUGGCCUGCCGUGUCGUCGCUGUAACGGGAAGGGAACGGAGCGUGUGGCGCAUCGAGGCGUGACCAUGGAGUUUGAGUGUCCUCUCUGUCAUGGAGUCGGUCGUGUCUCCAAAAGAAGCUCUUUUUCGUGCCCAUACUGCAAUGUUCUCUUUUUUAUACGGCCUCGGUUGAUCGAUAGAAUACGCAUGUUCUCCACGAAGUGGUGA